CUCCAUUCCAGUUGUGGGGGGUAAUGCACCGUUGCGUUGUUUUCCAACCGCAUUAAAACGCGAAGAAGAAGAAGAAACGUAAUUUCCGGGAUGCAAUACUAUCUUUAACUGAAUAGAUUGUAGCUUUCGGUUCUUGCUGAUUCUGCGAUAUAAACCUAUUUUUGUGUGAUAUUUAAGAGGGUGGCUGUCAGAAGACAGCUAUUUCUAUGAAUUUAAGGUGUAAGUCUACCGUGCGCCUCUUUCACCAUUAGCAUGAAGAAAAGGAGUUCAGAGAAAAAACGCCAUGUGGUAGCAUGGGUCAACAAAGCUGAGUGGGAUCAGGUUCUGGAGUAUCUUUACUCCAAGGAUUCCGCCUUACAAAGGCACGCACUGCAGAGGAUAUCGGCUUGGAAAUGCAGGUAUGCCAACAGCUGUCCUGUGGCAGUGGAGUGCACAGCGGACCUGGUGAGGUGCCAGGUGCUGGACCGGUCAGGCAAGCUGGACGGGGAAGAUCUGGUCUUGCUCUAUGGAGCGGCCCUGGUGAGGUUUGUCAACUUGAUCACUGAGCGACAGCAGGGCAGAACAGCCCAACCACUGAGGCGGCUGGCUGGGAACCUGAACAUCCCAGAGUGGGUUGUAGACCUGAGGCAUGAUUUCACACACCGGAAGCUCCCUACCUUGAAAUGGUGUAGGAAAGGAUGUAAAGUGGUUCUGGAGUGGCUCCAGCACGAGUACUGGUCCAGGCAGUUGGGAGGAGGGCCUAAUGAGGACUGGGAAUCACAGUCGGAUGGAGAGGAUGAGGAGAUUGACCUAAAACGCCAAGAGGACGAGCUCAUUGCAAGGCAAAAGGAAAUGGAAGCCUACAAGAAUGCUCGGGAACUGAUGAUUUCUUUUGAAAAGGAGCAGUACCAGGCUUUUGGGGGGCAUUCUGAAGACAAAGAGAAGAGCUUGUGGCCAGCCCCCUUUGCAGAUAUGAGCUGGUUACUAGGAGAGAUCAAGCAGUUUGCUUUGGAUUCAAGUGGUUUGCUGAUCGACGUGUUGUUGGAAGAUGGAUUUCUGGUUCCUACUGUUGAACAACUGGAAACAUUAGGCUGUGACACUUCUGCCAGUGUUAGUCCCAGUCCCACUGAACCCAGACUCCCUCAAACCUUUCUGCGUUUUUGGCUGCCCCUCCUGAAGAUGCUCAACUCACCAGCCUUUGUUCAUCUCCUCCUGGAGAAGCUCUUUGUUGAAUUGAAGCUGUUCGCCAAAGAGCAGAAUAAUCACAGGGCUUUCUACCUUUCUGCUUGGAUUUCGGAAGUCAUCAUCUGUAACUGCAACAAAUUUGAAUACCAUUUUGAAACAAAGGGACAGAAAAAGGCCAGAAUGAAGGACAGGAUUUUUGUAAACCGCAUCCAGCUGAGGUGGCAGCAGCUGCUCUCAGCAUGCCUGGAUGCUCCCUGUAUCAGCACGCCUCACUUGCUACAGUUAAUCCUGGAUGACAUGGAGCAUCCUCUCCCUCUGGAAACCAGACAGAGGCUGUUCCAGCUCUGCUCCAUCUACACACAGACCGCGCACUCAGAAUUUGAUCCUUCUCCGGAGCAGAAACAACAGCCCAUAUACACACUGGAGAGUUUGCAUGAGAAGCUGCAGCAUUCACGGCACCACGGCCAUCCUUGGCGUUCCAGGGCUGACUCAGAGAGGAGCGAGUCCUCCCAGGAGUACAAAUGGGCAGAUGUCCAGGCUGAAAAAGCAAAGUUGCUCAGAGGUUCUCCGUGGCAGGUGUGUGCUGAUAAAGUGUUGUGGAAGAACUAUCCUCUUGGAAAAGUUCCUGGACAGUCAGAUGACCCUUCAUGCCUCAUGAUGGAAAACUACUCAACAAUGACUGUCUUUGACCAGCCAGUGGAGUUGGAUGGCAACACGACACACAGCAUCCCAGGAGUCUUUGCACCAUUGAGAACAGCGGAUGGACUUCUUUGGAACCACAGUGAUGUCAACAAGCUGAAAUCUGGACUGCAACUUUUUUAGGUCAUGUUGUAAUCCAGUGUGAAAUACCGGCCUUUAGCUGCGUUGAUGAACUUUUGCUUUCUAUUGUUUUUGACACUUGGAAAAAAGAAAAACAUUGGUCAAACUAUGUAAACUUAAACAUAAAACAAACAAGUAAAGCAGUUGAUUAAGUGAUUUAUUUAAUCCACACAAAAGUCCUUAAUUUGAAUCAUUUGUAAGGCAAGAACGCCAAACUUUCACUGGUUCGACCUUCCUAAAUGUGAGGAUUUGCUACGUUUGUCUGUUCUAUAAUUUUGGAUUGGAACAAAAGAUUAUUAUUACAAUUUAGUGCAAAUAUUUCUCAAUUAACAGCAAAAAUACCCAUUAUAAGUUCCCAGAACUCAAGGUGAAAUAUUCAGAUACUUUUCUAUCUGACCAACAGUCCAAAACCCAAGUGUCUAACUUUUUGUAGGCAAGAAAGUUUCAUCACCUUAUAAAAAAAAAAAAAUCAGCAUAU
Molecule: messenger RNA, 2461 nt
Organism: Xiphias gladius (swordfish)
Lineage: Eukaryota; Metazoa; Chordata; Actinopteri; Istiophoriformes; Xiphiidae
Gene: las1l
Product: LAS1 like ribosome biogenesis factor
Exons: 1
Coding region: 253-1986 (577 amino acids)
Biological process (GO): maturation of 5.8S rRNA; maturation of LSU-rRNA
Cellular component (GO): preribosome, large subunit precursor; Las1 complex
Molecular function (GO): endonuclease activity
Source: RefSeq, a predicted model, not a curated record